Molecule: messenger RNA, 1140 nt
Organism: Anguilla anguilla (European eel)
Lineage: Eukaryota; Metazoa; Chordata; Actinopteri; Anguilliformes; Anguillidae
Exons: 2
Coding region: 10-1113 (367 amino acids)
Source: RefSeq, a predicted model, not a curated record
GCGCCGCGGAUGGCUGCCUCGGUGUGUUGGUGCGCAUUGUUUUGCCUUGUUUUGUUUGUAAAUUCAGUGUUUUGCGAUAGCAUCCGGAACUCUUUCACCAGGGAAGAGCUCAUGAAUAUCAGGGUAACAACUCCUGUGGAUUUAUUUCCGAACAUUCUCAUCACAUCUGCGGAAUUACUGGUCACUUUUGUCAAAGGUACGCUCACCCUUGUUCACGCAGUGAAACGCCGGAGGAGAGGGAAACGUGCCGGUGCGCUCGUGCGUCUCCGCAGACGCGGUCUACGCACUCCGUUACCGGGAAUAUUUCUAUCUAACGUGCGAUCGCUGUGCAAUAAACUGGACGAACUCCAGCUACUGGUGGAUAAAAACAGAGACUUUUCAACAUCUUCCGUUUUGUGCUUCACGGAAACUUGGCUGUGUGGAGGUAUUUGUUUUUAUACAAACAGUGGCUGGUGUAAAGAUGUUACAGUGAUUAUGCAGCACUGUUCUCCUGUUCUGGAAACUUUUUUCAUCAACUGCAAACCCUUCUACUCCCCCCGCGAGUUCGCUUCAUUCAUUCUGGUCGGUGUUUACAUUCCACCGCAAGCCCUCGUGCAGGAGGCACAGCGUACGCUCGCCGACCAGAUACUGUGUGUGGAGCGGACAAACCCGGACUCUUUCGUUAUCGUCCUCGGCGACUUUAACAAAGGGAAUCUCAGCCACGAACUGCCUAAAUACCACCAGUUGAUUAAAUGCCCGACCAGAGAGGAGAACACUUUAGAUCACUGCUACAGUACAAUCAACCGUGCCUAUCACGCCGUCCCCCGCGCUGCACUGGGACACUCUGACCACAUCAUAGUCCACCUGAUUCCUGCAUACAGGCAGAAAUUAAAACUCUGCAAACCUGUUGUGAGGACAUCUAAGAAGUGGACCAGUGAAGCUAUGGAGGAUCUUCGCACGUGCUUGGACUGCACUGACUGGGAUGUUUUCAGGACUGCUACCAUCAGUCUGGAUGAGUACACAGAGGCUGUGACAUCAUACAUCAGCUUCUGUGAGGACAGCUGUGUACCAUCACGCACCAGGGUUAUCUACAACAACGACAAUCCAUGUUUACAGCUAAACUCAGACAGCUAAGGCUGGCAAAGGAGGAAGCAUUUAGGA